GACCUAUUCGCUUUCUCUACGCUCGCAACGUCCUACACGCUGGACUUGCUUUUGGGCUGUCCCUGCUUUCACUGUCUGCGGUUGAUGUCUCCUACUUUGAGUUACAUUCUAUCACUUCUCUGAGAUCGCUGUCUUUUCAGCGAUAUGGUUCGCAUUUAGAACAAUAUCUAAAACACACCAACACCUCUGCAACAAUGAUAGAAACGAAAUCAAGGAUUUCUCAAUCCUGCAUUCCAGUGAAAGUCUCUCGGCCAGCCCAGAGUGCUUUGCCUAGCACACUUUCCGUACCAAAUUUGGGCCUUGUACCAUCCUCGCGACACCUAUCUGUCAGCGACAGUCCUACCCACCCAAGCCCUGGCUCUAGCUCGUCUGUGUCGAGCACAGGCGGCGGGAUAACGCCUCUCCGCUCCUUUCGAAGUCUGUUACCCUUUGGAUCUGGUAGCAAGCACCCUGUCGCGAAUUUGAGCCCCGGAGGUUCCAAGAGCUCUUUCGUGAGCUUCAAUUCAAUUCGACGGUCGAUUAAUGGCGACAGAAGUGGGGAACGCAGCGUGUCUGCGCCUCAGCUGCGUACCUCAAGAUCUCAGGAGCACCAACCAGUGUUCCACAUUGGCUCGACUCCCGCCAUUCAGUUGUCUUACAAGGUCAAUGAGCCUUUGAUCAGCCAGGAAGACUUUCAUGGCUUGGAUCUCUAUGUCUCUCCUCAGAAGACUUCUUCACCGAAGUCGGCGCCUGCACAGACCAGGACAUUUGAGGCUCAGGCGGCUCCCUCACCCGUACAACUUACUCUAGGAAUAUCUGACCUUUCCACUAUCAUGGAGUCAGAAACUUCGGGAAUAUCGAAACACAUACCUCAUCUAGACGACUCACAGGAUCAGCAUGAGGACGAACGCAUACAGAACACAUCCUUUCUCCUUGCACCGCCCGAUAACGGUGGUUACCCUCAGCCAGAAUCUCAGGACACAUCUGCUCUUGACCUCUCAAUGUCAGACGUGCGCAAUCAGGUGCUCGAGGCAUUGACUGAGGCGGAGCGUCCAGAAGGAUGGUUACAUGGAGUCGUAGUUGACGACGCCGAGAGUCCCACUGGGAAUGUUCCCGGGGCUGGAGACAUGAGCUUUGACCUGGGAGCCAUUGACGCGGACCUGGCAGCGAUCCUAAGUCCUAACAGCCUUCGUACAUCGGCCUCUAAAAGGCAAACAGGCGUUGACAGUUUAGCGCCGCCUUAUGUCACUUCACCGUUGGGCCAAAGUCCUCGAUCUUCUCGGUCACCAUCUCCUGCUACCACAGUACCAGCAUCUCUUCCUGACACUUCUCCUCGGCGUCGUUCAACUUCUCUCUCUCGACCGGCAGCAUCAAAACUUCCCGCUAUUACGACGGACUCCCGUCUUACUCGCUCAGUCUCAGAGCGGCCUACCCAUGUCCGUCCCCCUCUUCCCUCCCCAACGGCCCGAGUAUCUCCUUCUCGUUCCUCAGACAUCGGUGAACGACCAUCGUUAGCUGCUCGACGACUUGGUUCAUCCCCUUUGUCGUCAGAGCGAGAGCUUUCGCAUCGUCCAUCCACCGGCACAGAAGUAGAGAUUCGUCGACCGCCAGCUUCCCGGUUAAAGACUCCUGCGAGAUUGGCAUCGCCGGGGAGCACAUCUCGACCUUUGUUUCGGCAAGCUUCGUCGCCUACGUCAACAACGCACUGGGAUGCGGACUCCGUCUCUCCUUCCUCCCACUCUCCGUCCUCGAUGUCUGCCCCACCUGGACGUACAUAUGGACGUCCCAGCCUGGACAACGGUGCCCAGAGACUUAGUGCAUUACCCUUGAGAAGCAGAGACCGGAGUGCCAGUUUAUCUGAAAGUCCCUUAUCUGCGCCAUAUCACACACCAAACUCUCAACAUUCCACUGUUGAGCGUAUGGGUCCUAGGACUGCGAAGGCCUUCGCAGCUGCGGGACUAAUAGACGCGGACAGGGACGCAUCCGGAUUGCCUGCGAACAGGUCUAUUUCGAGGUUUGGCUUAUCCAGGAGUGACCGAGAUUAUAGGUCUCAGUACGCACCUUCUCGUUUGGCGUUUUCCGAGUCAGGCUCAUCUUGGGGAAGGCGCAGUGGUAGUAUUUCGCGGACGGGAGCGAUGUCUGAGGUGACCUCCGCACACCUAUCUGAAACUCUUUCCACUCCGCGGACGACGUUUUCUGCUGCUUCAACUGCGCCUACUAGCAUAUCUGCUAAUUCUUCUCCUCAUUACGCACUCGGUGACAUGCAGAAGAUUCAUGACCAGCAUUCGUUGCAGACCUCAACGCUCAUGAACGCCUUGGCAGAUUCUCAGCUGACAACACGCUUGCUCAGGGAAGAGAAUAUCCAGCUUCGUGAUCGUAUCCAUGACCUGGAGAAUAGACUAUCCGAUGCAAUGAGUGAGCUCCAGAGGCUCCAAUUUGUAUCGCUACAACCGCAGGCACAGGCGAGCUCCUUAUCUCGGAGUAAUUUCCGCCGAGUUGCUGGUUCUGCUGGUUCUCGUGCGACUGAGUUCGGUUUCAAGCGUUCUCUCCCACAACAUUCUCAGCCAUCGACCUUGCGUUCAGACAAUGGGAACGUACUAGAACCCUCGCCUGAAAUCAUCGGGCCGUCUGGGUCCGCUCGUACGUCCUCAGAGUCCCGUCGGGACGGCGAAUCUUAUCCCAAGUCCAGCCAUCGAAGACGAUUCAGUAACUCGUCAUCAAUAUUCCCUGGUCCCCCUAGUACUAUGUCGAUGUUGUUGCAUGAGGACGGUGCGGUGUCGGACGUGCCUUCGAGGUCACCAUCUUCCCCUACGCUUGUCCUGUCGAAGCUGCCCACAAGGCAAUCUCAAGGCUCGUCGCAGCAUAGUCACCAUCGGGCUGCUUCCUCGGGAAACAUAUCUCCUACGACGGCGAACUUCUCUAUGCUGACUGGGUCUCCUGGGAGCUUGAACCUCCGUCCGGAACAUGAGCGGCUCUUGGGAGAUAUGCCUAUGCUGGAUCUUUGUGCCGGGGACUAUGAACGUAGCGACUUCGAAGUCCCGAUACGGUGAUCCAUACCUUGUUAAUAGAAUCCCCCUCUUUCUCACUGCUUUCCUUUUGCUAAUCGUAAUUUUGGUUUUUUCUUUUUUUUUUUCCCACUCAUCAUCAUUGCUUCGACACUUUCGACACUUGUUGCACCAUUCACAACACAUUGGCUUCAUGUUGUAUACCCCUUACACAUUCGACCUUUCACACGUGUUUAUAAUUGUUUCAUUCUUCGGGACUUCCAGCAACAAACUUUCGCUAUCGUCGGGAUGCUUUCGUCCAACUUUUGUAUAAUCUCUCUCUUGUACUUACAUCUCAUGAUCUAUUUGGUAUCUAUAGGCGUCAAACACUAGCGUAGAACAUGAUGCUGUCAUUAUCUCUCCCUCGGAAAUCUGUCAGAACGUCUCUUUAAACCCAAACCCC
Messenger RNA from Somion occarium, 3426 nucleotides. Lineage: Eukaryota; Fungi; Basidiomycota; Agaricomycetes; Polyporales; Cerrenaceae. The record is from the annotation of a GenBank genome assembly.